Periophthalmus magnuspinnatus is the source of this 362-nucleotide messenger RNA. RefSeq names its product prolyl endopeptidase-like. Gene Ontology annotation, molecular function: serine-type endopeptidase activity; oligopeptidase activity. The transcript has 3 exons. Bases 12 to 362 code for a protein of 116 amino acids. The record is from RefSeq and is a predicted model, not a curated record. Gene Ontology annotation, cellular component: cytosol. Lineage: Eukaryota; Metazoa; Chordata; Actinopteri; Gobiiformes; Gobiidae.
GUCUGGUGUUGAUGUUUCACAGGUUCCACAGACUCAUCACUGCGCCGUUUUUCCACUGUCUGAGACCCUACCUGUCCCUGCGCACCUCCCGAAAGCUCUCCUCCAAAAUGUCCUUCCAGUACCCCCAGGCUUUCCGCGACGAGGCAGUGGUUGACAACUAUCAUGGACAAAAAGUACCAGAUCCCUACAGUUGGCUGGAGGAUCCUGACAGUGAGAAAACACAGGCCUUUGUCACAGCACAGAACCAGCUGACGUUGCCCUUCUUGGAGCAGUGUGAGGUCCGAGAGCUGUUCAAAGAGCGAAUGACAGAGCUGUACGAUUACCCCAAGUACAGCUGCCCGUUCAAGAGAGGGAGCAGGUGA